Arvicola amphibius (Eurasian water vole) is the source of this 2081-nucleotide messenger RNA. RefSeq names its product transcription initiation factor TFIID subunit 8. Lineage: Eukaryota; Metazoa; Chordata; Mammalia; Rodentia; Cricetidae. The record is from RefSeq and is a predicted model, not a curated record. Gene Ontology annotation, biological process: transcription initiation at RNA polymerase II promoter. Gene Ontology annotation, cellular component: transcription factor TFIID complex. The transcript has a single exon. Gene Ontology annotation, molecular function: protein heterodimerization activity. The coding region runs from base 87 to 1013 and encodes 308 amino acids.
UUUCACCCUGCUAAAGGUCACUGCCCCCAGUGGUCUGUUAUGGAAUAUUAAUUUAAAAUGUCUUACAGGCACUACGUGAGAGCAAGAUGGCCGACGCGGCGGCCGGGCCUGGUGGCUCUGGAACGAGACCAGGAAGUAAGCAGUCCACUAACCCUGCUGAUAACUACCACCUGGCUCGGAGGAGGACUCUGCAAGUGGUUGUGAGCUCCUUGCUGACUGAGGCAGGAUUUGAGAGCGCCGAGAAAGCAUCUGUGGAAACACUGACAGAGAUGCUGCAGAGCUACAUCUCAGAAAUCGGGAGGAGUGCCAAGUCUUACUGCGAGCACACAGCCAGGACUCAGCCCACACUGUCGGAUAUCGUGGUCACACUGGUUGAAAUGGGGUUCAAUGUGGACACUCUUCCUGCUUAUGCAAAACGGUCUCAGAGGAUGGUCAUCACUGCACCUCCGGUGACCAAUCAGCCAGUGACACCCAAGGCCCUCACUGCAGGGCAAAACCGACCCCACCCACCACACAUCCCCAGCCAUUUUCCUGAGUUUCCGGAUCCCCACACCUACAUCAAAACUCCAACAUACCGUGAACCGGUGUCUGACUACCAGGUCCUGCGAGAGAAGGCUGCAUCUCAGAGGCGAGACGUGGAGCGAGCCCUCACCCGGUUCAUGGCCAAGACGGGCGAGACCCAGAGUCUUUUCAAGGAUGACGUCAGCACUUUCCCCUUGAUUGCUGCCAGACCUUUCACCAUCCCCUACCUCACAGCCUUGCUUCCCUCUGAGCUGGAGAUCCAGCAGAUGGAAGAGACAGACUCCUCGGAACAGGAUGAGCAGACAGACACAGAGAACAUCGCUCUUCAUAUCAGCACGGAUGGCCCCGGAGCUGAGAAGGAAAACGCUUCUGUCCUGCAGCAGAACUCCUCCUUGUCUGGCAGCCGGAAUGGGGAGGAGAGCAUCAUCGAUAACCCGUAUCUGCGCCCUGUGAAGAAACCCAAGAUCCGCAGGAAGAAGUCCCUCUCAUGAGCUGAGAAGGAAGCUGCCCUGUAAGUGAGAGGACACCGCUUUCCUGGGGCCUGAGAUCAGAGGGAAGAAGAAAGUGGCGCCCUUUUGGCCUUGCCUGGGCUGUGUCUUUUUAGCAGUAGCCUUCUAUGAAGGCCACCCUGUUUGCAAACAGGCCGGAGUCUGCUGGUGACUUCAUUAAUUCAUCACAGGACUUGAUUCCUUUGAAACCUAGAGGGCCAGGGAAAUUGUUAGGAAGGAAAGGGUCCCCUGCUCUGUGCCCUGCCGGGAAGAUUGCCAAGUGUAUCUUCCAGACCACCUGGAUCUCCCUCGCUGAUCCACAAGAAUCAUGGCACUGAUUUACAGCCCAGAAUCUCAUUCUCACUUCUCUACACCCGGGCCCAGAUCCCUGCUGAGCCGGUAGACAGUGACUUUGUAUCCCUCAUCAUGUUGGAAACAGACCCAUGCUGCAACUCUGAUCUGGGGCUGGCAGGAGCUAGAAGUACAUGGGUUAAUAGAGAUAAUGACAGUGACCAUCAGAGUAGCCUUGAAUCUCUGACCAGCAUUUGAUUAAAGCUGACCACAGUGGGGCCAUCCCACCUGGAACGUGUACCUCGGAGCACCCUUUUGGGAAGGAUUGAGUUGGUUCUCCCAGGACUUGAUAGAGGAGCCAUGGAUGUUAAGCACCAGGGAGAGAGCUUAGCAGCUGGGGGUGGGACUUGUUUUGAGGGCUAGGCUUAGCUGAGAAAUCCAGCUAAUGGUGGAAAGCCACAUUCCCACUCACUGGAGAGAGUGGGUUGAAGGUCCUGCUGAGUCCAUGUGCCUGUCAAGAAGCAAGUCUGAAUCCGCCCACUCCCACCUCCCUGGAGAGAAGACACCAUCCCUCACUUUCCCACUAAUCGUGCAACAUGAUACUCAAGGAAGAUACUGGGAAAGCUGAUAUCUUUGGCUCGUUUUGAAAAGAGGGAUUGAAAAACCAAAUCCAAGGAAGAGUGGCAGGGGCACAUGGAAAUUGACAUAAAGUGGAUAAGUUGUCCUUGGAUUGGAGUGCUGAGCCCACAUAUAAUUUUUCUCUCUGUACUCCACCUUGGC